AACAAAGUAACUCAUUUUAUUUAAACAUAAAAAAAACAUCGUACUUAUUACACCGUACACGCUUUCCUGGGACCAGACAAGGCUCAGACAGUAUCAUCGCACUCACCUUGUUUAAAACACAACAUUAUUACCCUUACCUUAUGAACUUAUGAGAAACCGUACAUAGAUAAGUGAAAUGAACGUUGCGGUGCGUCGGGCGACAUUGUACAGUUUUUAUUUGUGCACCCACGGAGGCGCCGCGACGGCUGCAGAAUUUUCUCUCAUUUUUGCGGAAAAAUUUGUUGAUGUGCAAUUUCAGCCGCGCGGUAAAACAUCAUAGCUUUGAUCUGUAAAUUAAUAGAUAGGUAGGUUGGGGAGGCGGUCGUUAGGCGGGGCGAGCGGGCGGCGCGCGCUCAUUGGCUGAUUCUGCCGGGGGAGCCACGCGCGGCACCCGAGCCCGGAGUCCAGCACUGUGACAGCACCCGCCGGCCGCGCCGGACCACCUCCCUCGGUCGCCCGCGUGUCAGUGUUUAUGGACAAAAUGUUGGAGUUCUACACGAACAUUACCCCUGGACUGAUGCCGGAGUCGGGCAACCAGCCGCCGCUCAACUACUCGGGUCGCACAGAGCUGAGCGCCAGCAUCAAGCGGGAGAAGAUCGUGGAGAUCUGCGAGGGCUGCGGCCAGAAGAUCCAGGACCGCUACCUCAUGCGCGUGGGCGAGCUGUCCUGGCACGAGCACUGCCUCAGCUGCUGCGUCUGCGGCUGCCCCCUAGCCCACACCUGCUACACCAGAAACUCCAAACUAUACUGCAAACCAGACUACGAUAGAUUGUUCGCAGUGAAAUGCUCUCGCUGCGGCGACCGGCUGCUGCCUCAGGAGAUGGUGAUGCGGGCGCAGCAGCACGUGUUCCACAUCCAGUGCUUCGUGUGCGUCAUGUGCUGCCAGCCGCUGCAGAAGGGCGAGCAGUAUGUGCUGCGAGCAGGACAGAUCUUCUGCCGGCAGGACUUCGAGAAGGAGAUGUAUUUGAUGCAGCACGCGGAAGAUGACAUAAUCCUGGACGAGGCAGACCGACCGCGCGACGGCCGCCGCGGCCCCAAGCGCCCCCGCACCAUUCUCACCUCAGCCCAGAGACGACAGUUCAAAGCUUCCUUCGAAGUCAGCCCCAAACCGUGCCGCAAAGUACGAGAAGCCCUCGCUAAAGACACCGGCCUGAGCGUGAGAGUCGUGCAGGUCUGGUUCCAGAACCAGAGAGCCAAAAUGAAGAAGAUACAGAGGAAAGCUAAACAAGACGGUGAUAAAAACAAUGACAAAGAUAAAGAUAAGGACGAGAAGAGUAUCAAACAGGAGUCGCCUUCCAGCGAGCACGGCAACUAUCUAGGUCUCGAUGGUUCCUACUCUGCUUCAAGUCAACCACUAAACCCUAAUCUGCCAUAUUCUCCUGAUGAUUACCCGGCGCACUCGGGCGACAGUUUCUGUUCAUCAGACAUAUCCCUCGACGGCAGCAACUUCGACCAGCUCGACGAGGGAACAUCCGACACCAUGAGCCUUCAGAACCUGGAGGUGCCACACCACGCGCACGCCGCGCACGCGCCGCACGAGCCCCUCAACCUCGGCACCGGCGCUGUCGUCAACCCUAUAGACAAGCUCUACCUCAUGCAGAACUCCUACUUCAGUACGGACCAUUGAUUGCCGAGACGGGUCGGCCGCAGACCCAAGGUCGCCCUCGUCAGCGAGAGAGCGCCGCCGCCGCCCCACGCCGCCUCCUGGACAGAGGCCACUGACAUGUCGAGAAGGUUCUUCCAUGACUACUUUGAAACAUCGAACCCCGUCUGAGAAUUGGACGAUGGCCAAAGCGGUUUGAAGCACUUAGAUUUGACGCACACCAGAAUGUAGCAAUAUCAGCAGAACACCUAUUGUAUCUUAAUAUAAUAAUUAUAUUAACUUAAUGACUGUAAAACUGUAAUAUAACUUUAACUCUGGUUUAUAUACUGUUAAUAGAUUUAUAAAGCGAAAAUUAAGGAUACAAAUGUUUAUAAGAUAUAAAUUAGGGCUUAAUGAAAUUUACUGAUCAAUCAUAUCCGGAUUAGCCACGAUUUAGAAGGUGACAACAACGAGUCACUUAUUAUGCGUUAUAAUUCGUAUAAAUAGUGUUAAUAGGUAUCACUAUGCACUAGCCAGCAGCCAAAGAUGUAAAUAUUGUACAGGAAUUAUUUACUUAGAAUAUAAUUAUAUUAAUUAAAGCUUAGAUAGUAACACCAUCCCUUGUUAUAUAUGAUACUCGUCCUGUAUACUGCCAAGCCACCAACACUGACCAUGUAAAACAGUCAUCUACGUACAGAGUGAAGUAGGUAGUGUGCCGUUUCUUUAGAUACCAUGCAUGUAGGUAGGCAUGGUCUGGUAAGUAUACUAUGUAUGUGCCAGCCUAUGUACCUAGUAAAAUAGGCAGAUCUAUGUUUACAUAAUGAGAAAUGAUCAUUUGCAAUAAAAUUUUAUUGGAAGGUAGAGCCGAAAACCGAAAAAAUACAUUUAGACCUGCUGUAACUUUGUAAAUACUGUCCUUACUUACCAAUUUUAUUUCAUCAUAUAAUUCCAUCCCGAUGUUUUUUGUAUGAAUGAGGUUA
Messenger RNA from Plutella xylostella (diamondback moth), 2601 nucleotides. RefSeq names its product LIM homeobox transcription factor 1 alpha (gene Lmx1a). Gene Ontology annotation, biological process: neuron differentiation; regulation of transcription by RNA polymerase II. Gene Ontology annotation, molecular function: DNA-binding transcription factor activity, RNA polymerase II-specific; RNA polymerase II transcription regulatory region sequence-specific DNA binding. Lineage: Eukaryota; Metazoa; Arthropoda; Insecta; Lepidoptera; Plutellidae. The record is from RefSeq and is a predicted model, not a curated record. Gene Ontology annotation, cellular component: nucleus.